GACAAGCCUAUUGCCAGUCAGCCUACUGUUGCGCCGAUGCGGAGAGUACCGCGCGGUGGAUAGUCAAUCGCAAUGCAAAAUAUGAACGCACUGUAGGCUACUACGGUUCUUCAACAACUACAAUAACAGAGUUUUCCGCACGGAUAGCACGCUUCCUUACUGCUAAAGGAGGAUUUUUUUCGGUUGGGUUUGCGCGUUUGGAGUGAAAAUGCCCUUCUGCAAGCGCACAAUAGUUCCCAAGGAUGUCUGUAAAAACGACGCGAAAAGGCAAACUGCGAUUUUCGGGGACUUGGUGGACGUUUGCGGGUUCACUCUAUGUUCGGUGCUCCGACAGCUCUCGGAUUUAUCCCGGCACUCCGUCAGCAUCUUGGAAGAGCUCGAGGGCGAGCUCGUGUCUAUCUGUCACCGCUCGGGCACGCUCGAGGGCAAAGUGAUCAGUUUACAGCGACACAUCGCUGCGCUCGCCAGUAAGCCACCGCCAAAGACCAACACCAACUUGGACGCGGAGUCGAAGCGUAGUGCGGCUUCGUCGUCGACGGCGACAUCGGCCCACUUCCGGUCUCCAUGGCAACAGAGCGUGAAUGUGUUUGGCUCGUGGAGCAGGCCGGACUGUGUUCAGGAGCUCCAUCAGGAGGCUCAGCUUAACCUGCAGAGCCUGCUGCAAGACUUUGAAGAGCAGCUGUAUGACACCAAGCUAACAGGCCAGACGUUCCGCCACCCCACAGCUUCCUCCCAGAGUUCUGACGACACGUCCACCACCCUCAGUCGCUCCCCUGUCUCCCUCAACAACAAGAGACCUGAAUUCAUCUUCCUGCCGGCGUCUAAGGGGCAGGUGUGUGAGGAGGAUGAGACCUCCUCAGUAAGUAUCAGUAGGGGUACAGACCCGUCCCCCUCUCCGUCCCCGUCCCCCUGUGGGUCAGAUCGCCCUCUAGUGGGGUGGAGCAGCACCUCCCUGGGACCCCCCGUGGCCGAGAAACCUCGUUGGCACCUGGGACGACGCACCCCCACUCACCUGCUAUCCCUCGACGUCACAGGUGAGGGUAAACUCUUGGGCGUAGACCUCCUCCAGGGAUCCUGUUACCCCUCUCCGUCCCUGGGCUGCGGUGGAGGAGGCCAGCCCCGGUCUCUGGAGCCUGUCACAGACACCCCUGUCCAGCACAUACCCCUGAGGAAGACCCAUAGUGACCUGGACCCCAGCCUCAGCCUUCCCCAGUCCCCCAGGAACCCCCCUCCUACCCUGGGCACUAUGGACCACUCUGCCGCCCUCCUCUGCUCCAACUCCCCCUCUCAGUCCUGGAACGGCCCCAAGGGCUCCACCUUCUCCCCGGGAGCCUGGAACGAACCCUAUAGUUAUAGUUUAGCUGCAAGUCCGCUGGGGAAGGGCCCGGCGACCAUGCCCAAGGGAGCAAGGAUGGUGGGGAUGGUUGGGGGGCAGGGUGGGGAGUUGAUGUGCCCCUCUCAGACCAGUUUGGGACUCUCUGUGAGCUCGGGGUCGCAGUCUCACUCUAGUUCGUUCACGUCAAUAUCAGAACCUUCCGGACACAGGCACCCAGGCACCAUAGGGAUGAUGAUGGGAAGGCGGAGCGAGACAGAGGGGGCGGCGGCUAGCCCCACUGAGGAACGGAGUGGUUCGGAGAGAGGGAUGGGAGGAGGAGAGAGAAGGGAGAGGUCGGCGCGUUCUGUCGCCGCCGCCAAUGCAUUUAAGUUCCGUGAGCGUUCUCUUUCUACGCCGACGGAUUCCGGCUCGUUCUGCUCCACGGAUAACAUCUGCGGCGGGAUGUACGGCGUUGGUGGACUAUCUGGAGCCGGUAAUGGCACAAACGGGAACGGCGGCAGCGGUUUAACAGAGAUGCAGCACCCCCACCACCAUUACCCUCGCGGCGAGGGGGGUGAGAGGGGCGAGAGCUACGCCCUCUUCUACCCCAGUGGGAGCUCCGAGGAUGGGAGCAACAGCAUUGACAACGUCUCCGUAACUGACGGCAACUUCCCCCCAGACGGUCGCCUACGGUUACGUUCUCGCUCCAUCUCGCUGAAGAAGUCCAAACGCAAACCCCCUCCGCCCGUCCGGAGCGUCUCGCUCAUGAAGAAUUUAGGGGACGCCGAGGGGCGCGUGCAUGGCCACAACGGAGGGCACUACCGGGAUGGCCGCCCAAAAUCCCUCCACAUCCCCCGGGACCACCUCCAGGACUUCCAGCCAGACUUCCUCCUACCCUCCUCCUCCUCCCUCUCCAAGCCUGAUCUGGAGGAGCCUGAGCUGGGCCACGGCGGCAUGGACGGACCCCCUAGCCUCGAGGUCCAGGGACCAGACCCAACAGAGCUGUCCUUCCCAGCCCACUGGCAGCUGGAGGAGUGGAAAGCUUCUGACCCCUACAGGUCGUUGUCUGGGUCUAGUACAGCCACAGGGACGACUGUUAUAGAGUGCAUGAAGGUUCGGGGCAGCUCCGAGUCUCUCCUGGACUCCCCCUCCACCUCCAGAGCCACCUCCCCCUCCCUGCUCUCCGUUGAGGCAGAGUCGACCAAAGCUUCCUCCCCCUUCAAGCCACCAGGACUCAUGUCCCCCUCCAGCGGCUACUCUAGCCAAUCAGAAACUCCGACGCCCAUCACCCCCUCCAACCAGGUGGCAGGAACACCAACAGGGCCCGCCUCCACAUUGGGGUGUAAGAUGCGCCCCAAAAUCCCAGAGAGGAAGUCUUCGUUGCCAGCUACAUCACCACGGGACCCUGCUGCCCGAUCGAGGCUGUCCUUCGAGAUGCCGGUUAACGCUCAUCUGGAUUUGUCCUCCAUCAAACCAAAACAGAAGGCCAGCCGGCGCCAUUCUGACACGUCCACUGCCGCUAAGCCCGGUAAACUGAGUGCCGGCAGCCAAUCAACUCUCCCAGUGGUGACCACGAACGAGCUCCGGAACAUCCGCCUGCGUUCUGUCUCCCGUACCGACCUGGAGGACUGCCUCGAUGGAGCCUCUAAUGACAUCAUUGAGGAGGAGCGGGGUCGCGACCUUUCCCCCCCGCCUGUCAUCCCCGGUUGCACCCCCGGCCCCCUCGUUGCCCCCAAACCCAAACCCCCUGUGGCCUUCAAGCCUCCAUUACCCAAACGCCCCCUCAACAUCCUCCUCAAGUCCCCCUCCUCCUCCCCCGUCGCUUCCGACUCCCCCCCUGCCUCUCCUGUUGACCCUCCCCGGCCCAUGCCUAACCCCAGCAUCUACAUGGUGGUAGGUAGGAAGCCCAAGCUGAAGAAAACCUUCCCUCACAACCCCACCAGCCCCUUUAGACCCCAGGAACAUCCCCAAACCUUCCCCCUCCACUACCCCCAGAGCCUCUACGAUGCCCCCUCCUUCCCCCACACCCAAUCCCUGUACGAUCUGCCUCCUCUCCCCCUGCCCCAGCCCCUCCUGGAGGACCCCACCAUGGAGCCGGAGUUCAACUCUGACUUGGAGCUCCGUCUUGGGCCUGAGGAUGGAGGGUCUCUCCCCUCUCCCUGCAGUAACCAGGAAGUGCUGGAGACUCAGGAUAAGAGCAAGUCUCUACCUAGCAGGAUGACCAUAUCCUGUCUGGCUGAAUUGGACAAGAAGAAACCCAAGGUUCCUCCGCCGGUUCCAAAGAAGCCCAACGUCCUGCUUCUUCCCUCCAACGGUACCACCGACAGACAGGGAAUACAGACAGACAGCCCUGCCGCUCUCCGCUCUCCCGUUGGCGCGUUCCCACCAGAAGAGAUUCCCGGGAAAGAGGAAAACCAGGAAAAUUACCUGGGAAUGGGAACGGAUGAGGAAAGCUCCAUGGAGUCUUCAUUACAGGACUCUUCUUUAACAGACGUGGAGGGGACGCUCAACAUUACAGAGACAGGCAGAGGUGAUGAUGCGGAGAGUGUUGAGGAGAGCAGUUUGGUCGUUAGUGACAAGACGGAACUCCACAUCACAGAGGAAAUGGAUGAUGAUGUCAGAGGACACACACCUACCACACACACAACAGAGGACCUGUUCACCAAAAUACACAGGUCAAAAAGGAAAGUCCUGGGCCGUAAGGAACCAGGGGACUCGUUCGGCAGUCGCCAGAGUCUGGUCUCCCCGGUGAAGCACAGCACCAGUGGUGGUGACAUCCGAACCCUGACCCUGGGCUCGACCCCGCGCUCCACCUCGCGGAAUGACAACUUCAUGGCCCUGCUCCAAAAGAAGGGCAGCAAGUCCAGCACAGGAGGGGCCAGAGUCUCUGCCAUGGAACUCCUCAAGAGCACAAACCCCCUCGCGCGACGCGUCACAGAAUUCUCGACCUCGGCGGACGGAGGAGGGGAUAUGACCACCGGGAAUAAUGGAACCAGACUGCCUCAGGACCAAUGAGAGUCUGAACCAUUGAAUGUUUUUAAACCACUUGUCCCAGGUCAUCCUCUCUCUCUCUCUCUUAUACUUACUGUAGCCUUACCAAGACCAAGAGAUCUCCUGAGAAAGUAGAGGUUGAAUCUAGUUAUAGAUGACCACUUUUUGAUGGAGAAAGGAACGUCCAACCAGACCACUCAACCACUGAUUGACCUUUCAUGAACGUUUAUUAACUUCUCAGUGGUUGGUCACAAUGGUCAUCAAAGGAGUUUUGUUUUUAACACCAUCCAUUCCAUCAUAAGGAGUAUUAUUUUUUGGAGGUCUCCUUCAAUCUAAAGGAGAAAAUUAGGACUUUUAAUGUCAUGCUUAAACACAUUCUUUCGCUCGGGUUUUUUACUUUGCUAUGUGAGUGACAGUGGAUGAGAGAGGGAGAGAGAGAAACUAUACUAGGGAAAGAUUGAUUGGAUAAUAGCCGAUCUGUGAGUCUGACUGUAUGACUCCCAAUGAUCUUUGUGGAAAUGAAUGAAUCUGAAAUAUCCAUGGAAAGACCACCAGUAUAUACCAUAUAUGGUCCAUGCAAACAAUCAUCAAUAUCUAAACAGACAGAUUACAGGCCUACUGAAAAGACUGGGUACAUCGCAGGCCUAUGCUUGAUGGUGACAGAUGCCACCCUAGUCUUUUGAAGACAUGGUGUGAGUGUGUGUCGUAUUUUCUGUCCCUCACACAAAAAAAAACUAAAACGGUUCAAAUCGAAAACAUUCCACGGGAAGAUUGACAGUUGGACAUGGUACCAAGCCCCGACCCUUUAUGUUUGAAUCAAAGCACUUUGGCGACUGCGUACAGAGGUAGUUUACAACAACGAGGAAACAACGACGCCUGUGUCAUCCCUGUUAUUCGUUUCUUUAUGUUUAUCUUUUCAUACGAGAUAGAAGGCCAUAUAAAUGUUUUCUCGGAUUGUAUUUAACCUGUACAAAGAUAUACAUACAUACAUACCGUAUAAACUGAAAUAUAUCCGCUUGAACUGUUCUAACAGACUAUGGAGAGCCACAGUGUAUAGUAGUACUACUAACAGUAGUUCUACAGUAGUACUAACAGUAGUAGUACAAUAGUACUACAGUAGUACUAACAGUAGUAGUACUAACAGUAGUAGUACAAUAGUACUAACAGUAGUAGGACAGAAGUACUACAGUAGUACUAACAGUAGUAGUACUACAGUACUAUUAACAGUAAUAGUAAUAGUACGCCUACUAACAGUAGUAGGCGACUAUGUGAUACACCUCACAGCACACAACAGGAUCAAACCAACUGAACUGAAGGAGCAACGCCAUGGAACACAAGCCCACGAACCCUUACCGACGGAUCUCCCCACACUGCCGCCAGAGUGUAUGUGUACUUGCUUGCGUGUGUGUGUAUACAGGAAAUGAUAACCAAACACAGCAAGGGAGUUGUGAAAGAUGGAGGGAACCCUGUGGAUCUUUCUUAACAGAGAGUAUGAUACAGGGUUGGGUUUAUUUAACAGGGUUUAGACUGGUUUCUGUUAGGACCUGUGUGUGUGUGUGUGUGGAGACAAGGGCUUCAUUUAUCCGCCCUAAGGAGAGGAUUAAGUGGUCUGAAUCAUGUGGCUGUAGUCUUUUGGAGUUUUCCGUGACGUUUUGGAACUGAGAGGGGAUUCUGGACCUGAGGGGAUUCCGGAACUGUGAUUAGAACCCACUUUUCUAACAACCAUCACAAAACAAACAGAGACAGUCCAGGAAUACAGCUAACCAUCCAUCGGCCAUAUUGAAAAAUGCAUCACCCUCUUCUUUUUGCCCUCUCCACAUGUUUUUUUUCUCAAACUGUCCAUUUUGUGCAGUGGUGAUGCCGCAGCCCUUUCCUCUCGUCCACUCGCCCUCUCUUUUCGUCCUCCUUCCUGGCAGGAACACAUACUCCAUCUGUCUCUCUCUGCCCAUAGAGUAGCCCCCCUCCUCUCCUCAUUUCUUCGUCCUCCCCUCAUCCCUCCCUCCGUACCCCUCCCAUUCUUUCUGUGCAUCUGAGCUUCACGUUCACGGACGACACAGCCUGAAUGUCAAUGAUUGCUAGUAAGGGAAAAAACGGAUGCCGCGUUGGUGUUGUGUUCAAGAGCGCUACGUUCAAAUUCAUCUUUCAAUCCACCCCUUCUGCUGCAUUGUGCAUCCGUCCAUAUAUCCAGACCAAACCAACCAUCCGUGUUACAAGGAAAACAAGAGGGUGGAUUGUGUGAAAGAACACACAGAGACAGAUGGAAAAGGGACAGUGUGUGUGAAUGUCUGGAUGUGUACUUAAAGGAAAGGAGAGUGGACUUCUGGACCCACUCAGACUGUGAACACUGAUCUUUAACCCAUCCUCCUUUCACCACACUUUUCCAGAACCAUUAUGUUGGGGCUGUGCAAACCCUGGUGCUAUUAAGCUACAGCGCCCCCCUAUGGAUGAAGAGAGGGAGCACACCCUGUAAGACUACUGCUCUGUCCCUCCAGCAACAACACAGAGAUUCAACAACUCCAGAUUAAUAUCUGGGUCCUCUUUUUGUUAUAUCGGUCAUUCAGGAAACCAGAACAACUACAACAACUUAUAAAGACAAUGAAAAGAAGAAAAAAAAUGUAGAUGAACACGUUAUUAAUAAAUAGUCAAGUGACGCUUGUUUUAAAUAUUUAGUGAAUGGAACUACAACAACAAAAAAAUAACUAUGACAAAACUCAGUGUUAGUUUGCCUUGUAGUCUGGCGUGAUGUUUAACCUUCUGUGUUUUCUACAUAGAAAUAGAAUUACUAGAAUGGACACCCCUAUUUAAGUCAAUGGGGCCAUAAUGUCAAAUUCCUAUGGUCAGAGGUUCUAUGCCCAUUCUACUGAUUAUAUUCUAUGGUUUUCAGCUACCUUGAUAUUACACUCCCUUAGAGGUAUGCAGAGUUGUUACUCUUUCUGUUCUGAAGUACUGUAGUUAUUAUGGUUACUAAGGUAAUGCUGUAUACUAUGGUUACUACAGUCAUAUACUGUGGCUAUUACGGUAAUACUGUAUAAUAUGGUUACUACUGUCAUAUACUAUGGCUGUUACAGUAGUGGUCGUCACUAUUACUACUCUUGGCUGUACCCUUAUAUUGUUCAUAAAACACAGGUAUAACGAUAGAGAGAAAGAAAAGAGGGAGAGAGAAAGAGUUGAGAAAAAAAAGUAAGGAAUAGAUAGAGGACUUAGCCCAAGACCGAGGACGAGGCAGAAACACAUUUUCACACACCGAGGCUAAAUACUCACUAAAUACUGUAACUCUGAAUCCAGUUGCAGAUUCCAGCUCGAGCCACAGAAAUGGUUGCACAGCACCACACACCCACACACACACACACACACACACACACACACACACGAGGAAGAAAUACAGAUUUGUUCAGUAGCCUACAGUUGGCACAUACAGUGAUUUAUUAUAGUGGGUUCCACUCUCCAAACUCCAAUCAACCAUGUCUAGGAAUGUGGUCGAGUAUUACAGAGUAUGGGAGCAGGAGGGAAAGGGGUAUGAGGAUAGGGGGAGGGGGAGGGGGGCGAGGGAGAGAAGGUGGGUAACAUUUCACGAGUGGAUAUUUCACUCCUUUAAAAGAGGGGAUCACAGUUGGGUUAAUACAACUUCUGUCCAUCUUUCUUCUCUCCUUUCUUUCUUCCUUUCUUUCUUUCCUUCCCUUCUUUAUUCCGUGACUCAGAAGGACAACUCUUAAAGCUUUCCCCAAACUCCCCACGGAACAAUACAAGUCUAGAGAGAGAGGGAGAGAAGAAGAGAGAGGGAGAGGAGGGAUGACAGAAAAAUAAAAUCACAUCAUACUCCCUAUCUAGUGUACUACUCUGGUCUAACGCUUGAAAGGGUAUCAUACGAGAUUUGAUCGCACCCUUUCAAACUAUGUUGAAGUGUUAAUCUGUAUAUACAGUGUAAGUACCAUUAGACUACCUUAUUCAGAUUAAAUAUAGAGAUGAUAGGAUGAUUAGGGACAGGAGUUAUUUUUCUGUCAAAAUAUGUAUUUUCUUUCCAACAACGUUCUUACAGAAACCUAGCCCCAUAAUUUCCCCUCACCACAUUACCUAACCAUGCAGGAAAAACUCAGGGUCCUAGUUAUAGGCUAUAAGAAACAAAUAGCAUAUAACUCUGGCCCAGAGUGUUUCCCGGUCAGGUCAUGUGGUCAGGAAAAACUCCUGUCCCAAAGUAUAAUGAGUAUAACCGAUAAUUAGUUGUACAGCAGUUAAACUGCUCACAGUACUCUCUGUAUGUAUAGGACCAGGACAAUAAUAAAGCUUUAAGUUAAAAGACACACACAAAAACACCCACGAAACAAGAUGAUGUUUGUUGGGUUAGGUUACUCAAAGAGAGAGAGAGAGUUCUUGGAAUUAUUCUAUUUUUGUUAUUUCUCAUUGGAAGGACAUAUUUAAAACUCUACUGCAUAUCUGAUUUAUUAUUCUGAUAAUCAUCAAGAACCUCCGUUUUCAGAUCCAGCAGUGUGGUUUAUGUAGCUGUUGGUUUGAACACAUGCAGCUAUGUAUGUCUUGCCAAUGUGAUUCAAAUUAUUAUAUCAUUCAAAUAAAUUAUUUUUCUUGCUUAACACUGA
Messenger RNA from Salmo salar (Atlantic salmon), 8898 nucleotides. Its product is annotated as NHS-like 2. NCBI's taxonomy places the organism in Eukaryota, Metazoa, Chordata, Actinopteri, Salmoniformes, Salmonidae. The record is from RefSeq and is a predicted model, not a curated record. Gene Ontology annotation, biological process: cell differentiation.